This is a messenger RNA of Austrofundulus limnaeus, 2102 nucleotides long. RefSeq names its product perforin 1.9 (gene prf1.9). The transcript has 4 exons. Bases 234 to 2000 code for a protein of 588 amino acids. NCBI's taxonomy places the organism in Eukaryota, Metazoa, Chordata, Actinopteri, Cyprinodontiformes, Rivulidae. Gene Ontology annotation, cellular component: membrane. Gene Ontology annotation, molecular function: wide pore channel activity; pore-forming activity; calcium ion binding. The record is from RefSeq and is a predicted model, not a curated record. Gene Ontology annotation, biological process: defense response to virus; T cell mediated cytotoxicity; immunological synapse formation.
AAUUUUUUGCCAUAUCACACAUUCCUACUCCAGACAUCAACCUACAUUUUAAAAUGGGUGAAUAUUUUCACUAUACAUACAGAAAACGGAUCAAAACUUUUGCUUAUUGUUAAAAAUUAAUCUUUAAUAAAGAAAAAUAAAUCAUUUUUGAUAUUGUCAAUUUUGACACAAGCAGUACAUUUAUCUAAUUUUUUGUUUUGUUUCCAGUCUACAUUCAUCUGAACAACAGGAACAUGCUCGUGGUUCAUAUCUGCAUGGGCCUCCUUCUGUUCUCCCCUCAGUGCACGGACCAGCUGUGCACAGAGGGGAAAGCCAAAGAGUGUCAGGAAGCAGAGUUUGUUCCAGGGUCUAAUUUAGCUGGCGAGGGCUUCGACAUCACCAAGAUGGAGCGUAAAGGAGCGUACGUGCUCGACAUGAACCAGUGGAGGCGUAAGGAUAAAACCUGCACCCUGUGCAGCAACCCCUACAUGGAGAACAGGAAGCAGAAGCUGCCCCUGUCCGUGGUGGACUGGAGGGCCAAGCAGUCCUGCAGCGCUUCAGUGUCCUCCAAACUCCACAAAUCCAGCGAGUCCCUGGUCAGCUCCAGCUCCUCUUCUGUCGAGAACAACUGGAAAGUAGGUUUGGAGUUACAAACUUUAAAAACAGGCGCCUCCCUGAUGCUGGCGGGAACCAACUCCAAGCUGGCCGAGUACUCCAUGGAGAAAACAAAGAACGACAAGUUCAGUUUUUCAAGCCUCAGCAUGUCCUGCAAGUACUACAGCUACAGAGUGUCCAACUCUCCCAAGCUGCACAACGAAUUCAGGAAAGCGGUGCAACGUCUUCCCAAAGUCUACAGCCCAGAAACCAAGCAGCAGUUUUACAAACUGAUCGACAGCUUUGGCACCCAUUACAUCACCAAGGUGAACGUCGGGGGAGACAUUCGGUCCGUCACCAGCAUCCGUCAGUGCCAGGCCAGCCUGCAGGGGCUCAGCGUGGACGAGGUGCAGAUGUGCCUCGAAGUUGAGGCGUCCGCCAGCUACAGAGCCACGAUAACGACUCAGACCAAACACUGCAAGAAGGACAUCCAGAAGUCCGACAGCAAGUCAGCGUUCUCCAGCCUCUUCAAUGACAGGUUUACAGAAAUAAAGGGGGGCAGGACCACAGACUCAGACCUUCUCUUCUCUGCUGAUAAAAACCCGUCUGCCUAUAAGGACUGGAUCAACACGAUACCUGAGAAUCCUGACAUCAUCUCGUACUCCCUCGACUCCCUGCACGAACUGAUGCCGGCCGAAACGACGACGCGGCAGAACCUGCGCUCGGCCAUCAGUCACUACAUCCUGGAGAAGGGACUGCUGAGAAACUGUAGCGGGCGCUGUCAAACGGGGAUCAGAAGCGACUCGAGGGAUUCCUGCGUCUGCCAGUGCCACAACAACCCCGCCGUGAACCCGGACUGCUGCCCGACUCGCAAAGGCAUGGCCCGGGUCAUCGUUACGGUAGAGAGAGCCUCUGGUCUGUGGGGGGACUACUUCACUUCCACAGAUGGCUAUGUGAAGGUCUUUUUCAACCGCAAUGAACGCCGUUCUCCGGUCAUUAACAACAACAGCAGCCCACACUGGAACAUGGUCGUGGACCUGGGUCAGCAGGACCUGUCUUCAGUGAAUACAGUGAAAUUUCAAGUUUGGGAUCAGGACAGUGGCUGGGAUGAUGACCUGCUGGGGACGUGUAACCAGGUUUUGACUCCAGGCGUUAAAUCGGAUCUCUGUAAUUUGAACCACGGUCAGCUGUUCUACAAGUGGGACGUGACGUGCGCUCCGAGCCUGAGCGGCGCCUCGUGCUCAGACUAUAAACCAUCGCCUAUGGACCAAAGUCUGAGGGAGCUGUACGUGUCCCGUCAUGCCCAUCCCAUUCCAAAGGCCAUGCUGCGCCAGAUGGGUGUGUUUGUGAACGAGUCCAGUCCCUGGCAAAACAAAAGUCUUACUGCUAAUAAAGACAGGAUGCAAAAAGUUUUUCAGUUAUUGUAGGCAACAGGUUGGGUCAGAGUCAUCUGCCCACUGACAACAAAAGGAUAGGAUAGGAUUGGAUAAGAUAGGAUAGGAUAGGAUAGGAUAGGAUAGGAUAGGAUA